Molecule: messenger RNA, 2055 nt
Organism: Rubroshorea leprosula
Lineage: Eukaryota; Viridiplantae; Streptophyta; Magnoliopsida; Malvales; Dipterocarpaceae
Source: the annotation of a GenBank genome assembly
AAAACGCCCUCACUAUUAUUUGCUAUCCUCUUUUUGAAAAUUGUGAACUCAUCCAUUGGAAAAAUCUACAUUUUCAUAGAGUAACGGAUUCAUUGAUUUUCAAUGGAAGCUGUACCAUCAAGUAUUGCGGGCGCAAUGCUCUCCUCUCUGUUUGACUAUAUAUUUGAAAGAUUAUUUGCCUCCUCAGAGUUUCUCAACUUUGCCCGACUCAACAAGUGGAAGAACCUGUUACCAAAGAUCAGAGCCAUUCUCGAUGACGCAGAGGAUAAGCAAACGGUCAGUCGAGCGGUGAAGCUCUGGCUCAGCGAUUUAAAAGACAUAGCAUAUGAUGCUGAAGAUAUCAUUGAUGAAAUUGCCACCAAUGCCCUGCGUCGGAGAAUACUGGGGGAGACUCAGAUGACGGGCAUCGGUAGUAAGGUAUGCCGAUUUUUCCCAAAUUGUUUCACCGGUUUGAAUUUAAGUAGUGUUAAGUUUAGUGCACGGAUGGGUUCUAAAAUAGAAGAUAUCACUGUUAGAUUUGAAGGUAUGGUUGAGAUAAUGAAUGCUUUGAAUUUUUUCGUGAGAAGUGGUGAAGGGAGAUUGGAGAGAGUAAGGUAUGGGCUGCGUUCGACGAGUUCUCUCGUUGAUGAAUCUCGGGUUUAUGGCCUGGGAAUGGAUAAAGAUGAGAUUUUUCAACGGUUGAUGUAUGUUGAAAUUGGUGAAAUUGGUGUGGUUUGUGUUGUGGGAAUGGGGGGAAUGGGUAAAACCACGCUUGCUCAGUUAGUAUACAAUGAUGAGAAAGUUGAAAACUUGUUUGAAUUGAGAGUUUGGGUUUGUGUCUCUGAGGACUUUGAUGUUGUUAGGGUGACUAAGAUUCUAUUGCAGUCUGUCACUAAGGAGGGUUGUCGCCAUUCCCAGGGCGAUCUAAAUUCACUUCAACUGCAGCUAAGGGAUGUGCUUUCUGGAAAGAAGUUUUUGAUUGUUUUAGAUGAUGUUUGGAAUGAGAACUAUGAAAGGUGGGAUGUUCUGCUUAGGCCCUUGCUGGCAGGAGCAGCUGGUAGCAAAGUACUUGUAACGACUCGGAGUGAAGGGGUUGCAUUUAUCAUGAGCAAAUGUGGGGGAUACCAUUUGCAGGCCUUGUCUGAUGAUGAUUGCCUUUCUAUUUUUGCCUCACAUGCUCUUGGAGCUAGUAAUUUUGAUGGACACCCAACUCUAAAAGGAGUUGGUGAGGAGAUAGUGAAGAAGUGCAAAGGAUUACCAUUAGCAGCCAAGAUUCUAGGUGGGCUCCUGCGUGGUAAAGUAAAUGAUGAUGAGUGGAAAAAUAUGCUAAGGAGAAAAAUAUGGGACUUACUAGAAGAGAGAGGUGGCAUCAUUCCUGCACUGAAGUUGAGUUACCAUCAUCUUCCCUCCCAUUUGAAGCGAUGCUUUGCCUAUUGUGCUAUUCUCCCUAAAGGCUACGAAUUUGACAAGAAUGAGCUGGUUCUACUAUGGAUGGCCGAGGGUUUGAUAGGACAAGCCCCGGAGGAAAAGCAAGUGUGGGACAAAGGUCUUGCAUAUUUUCAUGAUUUGCUUUCAAGGUGUUUUUUCCAACGAUCAAAUAGCAACAAAACAUUGUUUGUUAUGCAUGACCUUAUAAAUGAUCUAGCUCAAUCUGUUGCUGGGGAAAUAUGCUUUCAUUUUGAGGAUAACUCUGGAGAUAAACUGCCUGCAAGUAUUAAAAAGCUUCGUCAUUUGUCAUUCACUCGCUGCCAAUAUGACAUUUUCAGAAGAUUUGAAGUGUUUGAUCGAGCGAAGUCUUUACGGACUUUCAUAGCUUUACCAAUUGAUACAUCAUCUUCAACAGCAAGCUGUUACUUGAGCAAGGAUGUGUUGCAGGAGUUGGUGGCAGAAUUAAGAUACUUAAGAGUGCUAUGUUUGAAUGGCUACCGUAUCAACAAACUACCAAAUUCUAUUGGUCAUUUGGAGCACUUGAGUGAGGAUGCCACUGCAUAUUGGUAAUUUGAAAAACCUUCAAAUUUUGUCCAAAUUCAUUGUGGGAAAGGACAACCAGUUUGGCAUUAAAGAAUUGAAGGACUU